Molecule: messenger RNA, 3410 nt
Organism: Sycon ciliatum
Lineage: Eukaryota; Metazoa; Porifera; Calcarea; Leucosolenida; Sycettidae
Product: glycogen phosphorylase-like
Exons: 23
Coding region: 323-2911 (862 amino acids)
Biological process (GO): glycogen catabolic process
Cellular component (GO): cytoplasm
Molecular function (GO): pyridoxal phosphate binding; glycogen phosphorylase activity
Source: RefSeq, a predicted model, not a curated record
UUCUUGGCUGUCAGUGUCUUGAGUCUCAGCCCUACAGAAAUAAUAAUUUCUUUAGCUGUGGCUUAUGAAACAAUACAUCCGGAUAACUCUCGGCACGGCUCAAGUGGUGCUUGACUAUUGCCGGAAGAGGGUCGAACAAACGCUGAUCGCCGAGGCAAAUUACAAGACGAAUUCCAGCAAAAGAACAAGUUUAUAAACGACGUGGCAAAUCUUGAAGCUCAAUAUUAGGCCCUUGCUGUGGGAGAAUAUACUCCUUUGGCUUUGAGUCGAAACAGAGCCUAUUGUGAAGUUCAGAGCAGUCGGGUAAAUAAUAUUUGCAGCGAUGGCGACUGCUGGGUCCGGUGACCCUACAGGCUCUUCGGACUACGAUGGGAAAAGAAUGUCCUCCCAGAUUACAAUUCGCCACUUGCCAUCCCUGGAGAACGUAGCUGAGAUCAAGACAUCGUUCAAUCGUCAUCUGCAUUACACCCUGGCAAAGGAUCGAAAUGUUGCUACACAGCGAGACCACAUGGUGGCGCUGUCACACACCGUCCGUGACCACUUGUUCAGUCGCUGGAUUCGCACUCAACAAGCUUACUUUGACAAAGAUCCGAAGCGUGUCUAUUACUUGUCGAUGGAGUACAUGCAUGGACGCACACUGACCAACGCCAUGAUCAACCUGGGUAUUCGCGAUCAGUGCGACGAAGCAAUGUACCAGAUGGGACUUGAUCUGGAGGAACUUCAAGAUCAGGAAGACGAUGCCGGUCUAGGAAAUGGCGGACUCGGACGAUUGGCUUCAUGCUUCUUGGACUCCAUGGCUACUUUGGCUCUGCCGGCGUACGGCUACGGUAUUCGCUACGAGUAUGGCAUCUUCCGGCAGCACGUCAUCAACGAUCGCCAGAUGGAGUAUCCCGAUGACUGGUUGGCAAAUGGCAACCCAUGGGAGCAGCCCAGGCCAGAGUACCGUGUUACGGUCAACUUCUAUGGUCGACCUGAGCCCGUCGACGAAGCCUGCCUAAAUUGGAAGUGGGUGGACACUCAGCCGGUUCUGGCCAUGGCGUAUGAUUACCCCAUACCUGGCUAUGGCAAUGGAGUGGUGAACACGAUGCGACUGUGGUCCGCUAAGUCCCCUGUGGAUUUCGAUCUUUCCUAUUUCAAUCACGGUGACUACAUCCAGGCCGUGUGCGAUCGCAAUCUUGCCGAGAACAUCACGCGAGUGCUGUAUCCGAAUGACAAUUUCUUCGAGGGCAAAGAGCUUCGUCUCAAGCAGGAAUACUUUUUGGUGUCCGCAUCGCUGCAAGACAUUUUCCGACGCUUCAAGAAGCUGAAGGCCAAGGAUGCAAGCAUUGUCUCUCAGGAGCGACGGGACUUUGAAGAAUUCCCCAAAUUUGUCGCCAUUCAGCUGAACGACACUCACCCGUCUCUUGCUGUUCCCGAGCUGAUGCGCCUGCUCAUGGAUGAGGAGCACAUUGGAUGGGAUCAGGCUUGGUCGAUUGUGACGCGCACUGUGGCCUACACAAACCACACACUCCUGCCCGAGGCGCUGGAGCGGUGGCCGGUCGAACUGCUGGACAAGCUGUUGCCACGUCAUCUGAUGAUCAUCUAUGAGAUCAACGCACGCCAUUUGAAGAGCGUUCAGCAGAAGUACCCUGACAAUGUUGAUAUGAUGCGGCGCCUGUCAAUUGUUGAAGAGGACGGUGGCAAGCGCAUCAACAUGGCCUAUCUCAGCAUUGUAGCAUCCCACGCUGUCAACGGUGUGGCUGCCAUUCACUCCGAAUUGCUCAAGGCCACUAUGUUCAAGGACUUCUUUGAGUUGUCGCCCGAGAAGUUCCAGAACAAGACAAAUGGCAUCACUCCGCGCCGCUGGCUGCUGCUGUGCAAUCCAUCCCUGUCGGACCUUAUCUCAACGAAAAUUGGCAGUGACUGGGUGACUGACUUGUUUCAGCUGAAGAAGCUGACAGACUUGGCUGAAAACAAGACCUUUGUCCAAGCGGUUGCUGAUUCUAAAGCCGACAACAAGCGCCGUCUUGCUUCCUACAUUGAGAAGAACCAUGGCGUGAAGGUGCCAAUCGAUUCUCUCUUUGAUGUUCAAGUGAAGCGUAUUCACGAGUACAAGCGCCAGCUGAUGAACGCUCUGCAUAUCAUUACACUCUACAACCAGUUGAAGGACAACCCAGAGAUGGACUUCACGCCUCGUGUUGUCAUGAUCGGCGGAAAGGCUGCACCUGGUUACCACAUGGCCAAGGACAUCAUUCAUUUGAUCUGCCGCAUCUCCAAGGUGAUCAAUUCGGAUCCCAUCGUUGGAGACAGGCUCAAGGUGAUCUAUCUGGAGAACUAUCGCGUCAGCUUUGCUGAGAAAGUUAUUCCAGCCACCGAUCUCUCUGAACAGAUCUCACUUGCCAGCACAGAGGCGUCGGGUACUGGAAACAUGAAAUUCAUGGCUAACGGUGCGCUGACUAUCGGCACCCUGGACGGUGCUAACGUGGAGAUGCGAGAGGAGAUGGGCGCGGAGAACAUCUUCGUCUUUGGCAUGACUGUGGACGACGUCACUGCAUUGCGCAAGAAGGGUUAUACACCACGCGAGUAUUACGAGUCUCUUCCUGUGCUGAAGCGUGUCUUGGACCAAGUGCGAUCUGGUGAAUUCAGUCAGCCCGGCGAGGAGACCGAGUUCCACGGUCUCGUGGACAACCUGCUGAACCAUGACAGAUUCUGUCUCCUGGCUGAUUUUGAAGCAUAUAUCAAGUGCCAGGAGGAAGUUUCUGCUUUGUACAAGGAUCAACCUGCUUGGCAUCGCAAGGCCGUACUGAACAUUGCCUCAUCCGGCAAGUUCUCCAGCGACCGCACGAUCAGCGAGUACGCACGCGACAUCUGGGACGUGCAGCCGUUCGAAAUGCCAGUCCCCGCCGCCAACCAAGCACCCACGGAUGUUUAGUGCGAUUCGCGGCUAACACUGAUCGUGUCCUUUCCUCACCCGAGACAUACCUAACCGACCUACCUGCACCGGCCAUAUACCAUGAUUCAGCCUCAAGCUCAUAUUCUCCAUUCUUGUAUGACUCAGUUUUUAAUUUCUCACCAGUGUUGCUCGUGAUUGCUUGUAAUAAAUCAAGUAUCCAGUCUUUUUCAUCUCCCUGUUUUAUUCUCUGUGUUCCGUGUGUAUCCCCUCCUUACCAAUUUAAUGUUUGUUAUCUAUUUUCGCCAUUAGCCGGACCCCAGAUUCCUGGGAGAAUUCCGUCACCCUAGAGCCGGGUGUUUUGUAUUGUAUUAUGUAUUCAACAAUAGAUUCAAGCCUCUUGCUUGCUCUUGUUUUUAGUGAUCUGAUUUCGACUCUAGCCCCUGGUACUCACCCCUAUGCUGUCUUUACUCAUUUGGCUAGUUAACCGUUCGUAUACUAGCACUCUGAAUUGCAUUGGACACUGGACGGUGAUGUUGAA